Symbiodinium sp. CCMP2592 is the source of this 780-nucleotide messenger RNA. The record is from the annotation of a GenBank genome assembly. NCBI's taxonomy places the organism in Eukaryota, Dinophyceae, Suessiales, Symbiodiniaceae.
AUGGAUGCGCCCUGGUUGAAGAUGGCCGUGUUCGGCGCAGCGUCAUUGUCAGCAGUUACAUUCAAUGCCUAUUUCGGGAUUCCAGCUGCAAUUCAUGGUACUGCGACGGGAUUGGCCACUGGACGAAACCUAACUGACAUGCCUCCGGAUGCUCCGGAACUGGCGCGAAUCUGUCGAGAGAUGUACGGAGGUCACAGAGAUGUCUAUGGAUGGAAAGUUGUAGCCGACUCAGCCAACCGAGUGGGCCUGCUCAAGGGUUCAACUUUGUUGCUGGUUUUCGAUGGCACGGAAGGUGCGGCAGACUUCGUGGAUGAUGUUCUGGUGGCCGAUCCGUUGGUCGGAGGCUGGGAUAGGUGGCUCAAACUUCAGACAGGCAAAGGCGAUGACAUUGACUUUACCAGGAAGGCAUUCAUGGAAGCUGCAAAAUUUGCAAAGAUCACGCACAUCACGAUCACUGGGCAUUCCUUGGGCGGCUUUCGGGCCUGGUUCGUCGCAAAGUGGGCGUCUGGAGAUCGGUUUUUCGAAUCUGCAGGCCAGCUACCCGAGGAAUUGAGAGACCUCCCUAUCUCUGGGCAUGUCUUCAAUCCGGCAAGCGCUCUGAGCAACUAUUUCAAGGUUGAUGCACAUAGGGACAGGCCGGAGAGCAUCAUGGCGCACGUCAUCGUAGGCGAUCUUCUCUGCACUGGCUGGACAUCCGCAUCUUCGGAGGUAAGAAAAUACAUCAGAAAGCCGGGUUAUACGCUACGCAGCAUCGAGAACUUUUGUUUUUUCCACAUGUGA